CCAUUGUAUCCAUACCCAUACCCAUACCCAUACCCAUACCCAUACCCAUACCUACCUUACCUAGGAAGGGCAUGGUGGGUAGGGAAUCGGGAUGCCUGCACCGCCAAUGAAGGGGCCUGAAGCACUUCCCCUCCUCCCUCCCCUCUCACCUCCCCCUCUCCUACAGUACCAGGAUCCGCACCUGCAUCCACCAACACUACCCUACCCUACCCUACCCUACUCGACUACCUCAUAUGCGUCCAUCCUAGAUUUGUGUGCGGUGCGGUAGAGCAGCGUCAUAUUUCCUUGAGAGCUCCAUCGCCAGCUUCUAUCAGAUGCAUCUAAGCUCCUCCAUCUCCUCCAUCUCCUCCAUCUCCUCCAUCUCCUCCGAUCGUUCGGGAUUAGGGGUCCUGGCAAUCUGACAAGAAAACCUCUCCUCAUCAUCUCUCGAGCCUCACUACACACUGGCGGCCUUCUGUAUCAUUCGCAACUUCAAUCACCUUUCUACUCACCAAAUCAAAUCAAUUCAAUUCAAUUCAAUUCACAUCAAUUCCGCCCGAUCUCGAUCCCGUACACCUAGCCAACGCGGGCGGGGACGACUAGCCUGGAAGGAAAUAGCAGCGGAUACCCCUCCGGUCAACACGCUGCGCCGUCAAACUCUAACUUUCCCAUCUGCUUGAAGAGUGCUUUUCUCCGCAGACACAGACAUCAAUAAGCAUUCGUUGGUACCUGGCCAUCCAUAUCUACCCGGCCUUCGACGUGUUUGUUCAGGCCCGCAUUCUUGCCCUCUCCUACGGACUACAAACACACAACAACAAUAUCUGUGGCAUUCCAUCGUCAAGUGCCAAUUCGUCCGGAAAAGCCCAACAAAGCUUCCGCCACUUCCUGUGAGCCAGACUUACUACAUACGUAUGGUACGCGAUUAGUUGCUCCAAGAUUCUAAUUGAACGGCAAAGUCUUCUACUUCUACUGCUCAACAAUCAACCGUACUUUCUCUUCAGCGACACUUGUGCGCGAGAAUUGCACCUGCCUUCAUUUGCGCUUACCGAGCAUCCCCAACUAAAACCCCGCGAACAUUGCGCCAACCUUUAGCAUUGGAUCGUGUACUCUUACCAGAUCAAUCUCAUCUUCAGACUUCGAAUCAAUACCCAUAGAAUCGGAAAAGAGGAGCGAACAGAACGUCGAAAACCACCUACUCCUGCUUACCGGUUGGCGGUACAACCCCUUCGAAAUAUUUAGGGCCAGGCCAGGUGAAUUGGGACCGAGGUAGCGUCUCCGCCUCGAAUUUAGACUCGUGGUGGCCGUAAGAAGCAGAAUCAACGCACAUCUGCGAAUUGUGCCUUCCAUCCGUCCUUGUGAUAUCCCGAGAGCUCUGCUGCGUCAACCAACAAACGCCGAAAUGGACUACAGUCUGUUCGAUUAUGCCGGCAAUCCAUGGAACGGGGCAACGAACAAUGAAGUACUCACCCCGAACUUCUUCAAUGGGUCGGAUUAUGAUUUCAGCAACAUGCUCAACUUCACCCCUCCUGCUGGUACCUCGCAAAAUGCCAUGCUUAACAUGGCAGGCAACUUGCAACCCACCUCAUCGAACAUGCCGGGUGAUUACGUUGGAGGAUCUGAAUAUCCGUUCCCAAAUCUUCCAACCAGCGCUUACCUACCAACGUCUGCUGCAGUGAGUACUGUGGCUCCAGCGAAUACCAUGGUUCCGGCAGAUACCCUAGCUCCAACAGCUCUGGCGAUCACCUCACAGAACAACAAUCCAAUGAGUAUGCUACCACCUGCGGAUGGCGGUCAACAAGGCAACUCGCAGGUCCAAGAGCGCAGUUCAAAACCGUCACUUGAAGAUACAAACACUCAAUCAUCCGGCCAGAAAAGAGCCAGUUCAUCCGUACCCAGUGCCAACCCGGAUGUUGCCCCCGAACCCAAACCAAAGAGACGCCGAGGUGCCAGGAAGAAGGUUCGAACCGCGGAAGAACUUGCGAUUAAAAGAGAGAAUCAUUUGCAGCGGAAUCGAGACGCGGCGCAAAAAUGCCGGCAAAAAAAGAAGCUGACGGAAGCGGAAAAGAAAGACCAGAUGAUCAAGGAGCGCCAGGACAACCACUUCGUUUGGAGCCAAGUCGCCAUCUUAGAGGAGGAGCUAGACGCCUUUCAGACCUUCGCCUCCGAUGUAGACAGUCGCUGUAAUUCCGAUGAGCAUAAAGGACAGGCCAGAACCAGCAUGGACAAGAUUGUGAUGCUGUCUGCAAAGCUACAGGAGCAGAUCGAUAUGUGCAACCAACGGCGCGCGGAUGUUGGCCAAGGGUUUGUCAUGACAAGAUCUUAUGGCGGUUAUGUGCAGCAGGAUUCUCUGCAAGAUGGUCCAGAAUCCCUCCAAGACGGUCAAAGUCCAGCCAUGUCACCACAAAACUCGACAUAUCUUCCAGGUCACGGAAGAUCCAACUCAUACGCCACUUCAAGCGUCGGUGACCAACCGACCGGUGGAUCCAGGAGUCGGCCCAUGACUGGCGACAUAUCGCAAUCCGGGAACAGAAUCAACACCGAUUUUGCAAACAGUGUCAAUAUGUCCCGGAACGGGUCGAGUGGUUCUAUCAUGCAAGCAGACUCUGCAAUCGACUUUAACAGCCCUGCAGGAGGUGCUAAGAAGGAUAUGUCGAUUGAGGAUGACGGCAUUGGAAAUCCAAAAUAUCGCAGGGACGAACCACUGCCUUCGCUCGAAACCACCAAUGCGGACCUUUCCUUUACAUUUCUUUCUCAAUUGGAGCUUGGUGGUCCAGAUCUGGCCAGUUAGUCGUGUUGACCAUUUCGAUCGGUGCUUGCGAGAGGAUUUUUAUACCACACCAUAAUUCCUGAUCCACAACAGUGGAUGAGCUGGCAAUUUGGUUAAAAAGUGCCGAAUGAAUGAUCGAACGGGCGAAAAACCCGUUGUGAAGGUUCCGCUGUGAAAACAAGAGCAGAUCAGGUCUUGAUCAUCAUGUAUACUUAGCCUAGUGAACAGCUCUCGCUUGGUUCCCAAAAAGUACUUUUAGGAAUGUACGUUUUUUUUUUCUCCGAAUAGUAAAUAAUCGAGGGCGAGAACAGAUGUGGGUAUUGUACACAGAUGUGAAUGCUCUCCAAAUAAUAAAUAGUCGAGGGCGAGAAUGUGGGGUAUUGUACACAGGUGUGGAUGCAAGAGCUGUUGCAGUUGCUGUGUUGCGUUGUGUGUGCUCGUAGCAAUAUAUCAUAUGAACAAGACUCGAUACCAGACGUGGUG
This is a messenger RNA of Cadophora gregata, 3229 nucleotides long. RefSeq lists its product as uncharacterized. NCBI's taxonomy places the organism in Eukaryota, Fungi, Ascomycota, Leotiomycetes, Helotiales, Ploettnerulaceae. The record is from RefSeq and is a predicted model, not a curated record. Gene Ontology annotation, molecular function: DNA-binding transcription factor activity. The transcript has 2 exons. Bases 1379 to 2767 code for a protein of 462 amino acids. Gene Ontology annotation, biological process: regulation of DNA-templated transcription.